AUGUGCUGAUGGAAUUGUUUAAUCCGAUUGUUUUCUGUGUGCCUUACUCAUUUGCGGAUUGGUCUAGUUGCACAGUUUCGAGCCUAAUGCUUUUCAUUUCGUUGACACCAGUUUGUUUGUGGCUCGCUGCAGCAAAGCUGAGUGCGCCUGAUUACAGGGCCGGGUUUGAGGACUAUAAUGUCGCUGCAGACAGCAAUCAAUUGCAGGAGAAGACGAAGAAUCGGAGGCCCGCAGUGCAAGUAAAAGUGACAAAUGAAGUGGAAAGUGCCCUCAGAACGAAUCCAAUGGCGAUGGCGAUGAUGAUGCGGAUGAGAAAUCGGGGCGGUGAGCGGUGGCAGGCGGCGAACUACUUUGACACACAAAUGCCAUUGCUGUCUGGCCUAAUGAGUCCCGGCCGACUGCCAAUAUUGGAUGGGCCGAGCUGGAGGCACAACCCGUCCACCCAGCCCAGUUCGGUUGAGCAGCAAUUACUCCGCCUGCAGCCGGACUACAAAUUGCUCUACAAUGCCGAGCACCACACCUACUUCCACCUGCACACCCUCGUCCCGGAGGACAUCGCCACGGUCCGGCCAGGAGCAUCGCAAUCCGAGGCGCCACCGCACCGGCGACUUUUCCAACAGGUCGUGGGCAACACGCUGACCGCCGCCUUUGGCCUGAACGUGAUGAACAAGGGGCAGGUGGGGGGUCAGGUGGAGUUCGCCAGCGAACAGGUGAAUCUCUACGAUGCCGCCUCCCUGCGACGCUCACGCUUCAAUCCCUUCAAUCCCACGCGAAUCCUUAUCCACGGGUGGCUGGGAAAUGCCAAUGCAAAUAUGUACACUGAGCUAUUGCCGGCUUAUUUCAAUCUUAAAACUGGCAACUACAACAUAUUCACCGUGGACUGGGGACGUGGAGCCAUAGCCGACUAUAUAACAGCCAGUUAUAGAGUGAAGCCAGUGGGUCAGGUGCUGGCCAAGUUCGUGGACUUUCUGCACCAGGAGGCGGGACUGCGCUUCGAGGAUCUCCAGCUGGUUGGAUUCAGCAUGGGCGCCCAUGUGGCGGGACUGGCGGGAAAGCAUCUGCAGACUGGGAGACUUCGGAUGAUCCGAGCCCUGGAUCCGGCACUUCCCUUCUUCAGAUAUGCCAAGGAAAAGGAGCGUUUGACCCCGGAGGAUGCUGAGUACGUGGAGGUACUGCACACCAGCGUGGGCAGUUAUGGCUUCGAUCGACCCGUGGGUCAUGCGGACUUCUAUGCCAAUUGGGGCAGCCAGCAGCCAGGAUGUUUUUGGCAUGAGUGCAGCCACUGGAGGGCCUUUAUGCUGUUUGCCGAGAGUCUCUCGAGGAAUCGAGAUGAUGGCUUCUUAUCCAAGGGCUGUCCAGCCGGUGAAUGGCAGCAGUUGACCCGCUUCCAUCGCUGCCCAAAGGAUACUGGCAUUAUCCAGAGCAUGGGCGGCGAUUUGGCCAACGUUUCGGCGGACUUCUUGGCCCAAAGACAGGGUGUCUAUUAUUUCCUAACAAACGAACAGCCACCCUAUGUUUUAGCACAAAAUGCCAGCACGGAAAGGGUGGCACAAAUAAAUAAAGAGAGGAAUGGCUGAGAGAACGUAAUGAGCAAAAUGCAAGUGCAGUUCGCGUUUUUAUUUCUAAUUAGUAAGAGCAUGUUGUACUACACACACACACAAAUACACACAUAUGUACGAGAGUCUGUUUGUGUGUUGUCCCAUUUCUAAAAGCCGGCAAAAUUAAAAAAUGCUACCAUGUGUAAAAUGCCUUUCAUGCCAGUAGCAGGC
Molecule: messenger RNA, 1769 nt
Organism: Drosophila ficusphila
Lineage: Eukaryota; Metazoa; Arthropoda; Insecta; Diptera; Drosophilidae
Exons: 2
Coding region: 9-1577 (522 amino acids)
Biological process (GO): lipid metabolic process
Molecular function (GO): lipase activity
Source: RefSeq, a predicted model, not a curated record